UGCACAAUAAACUGCCAUAUACAUGUAGUAAAAACGGAUACGUGCGUAUAGAGCAUUAUGAAAUGAAAGUCGUAAUUCAGAAAUAAGAGUGAUCGGACGAUUAUUGUGCUAUGAAAUAUUCGAUAUUUAAAAAAGUAUCUGUGCCCAGUGUUGCAAACAAUGAGACGAUGCAACGCUUGGUUAACCGAACAAAACACUGUGUUUAUUGGGUAUUACGGGAUUGAAUGACUUAGUAAAAUUUAUAAUAUCUGAAUAGUGAACUGGGGUAAUAUAUGGUGACACAACAUAACAAGUACAGUACAGUUGUACCCUGUUCACUGCGAUUUACAUACCGGAGCAAACAAAAUGGAUUUUCAGUUCUAGUUUCCUCUGUUUUAAAGACAAUACCGGAUAGAUCAUGAACGUGAACAUUGAUUGGUCAGCCGAGUCGAGUGAUGCACGUGCUGAGCUCGACGCACUAGAUCGUCAGAAGAAACGUCGUGACGCCGAACCGCUGCUGUACACCAAGAUCAUCACAGAAUGGACAAAAGCUGCAUUUGCGGUGGCAUUAAUUCUACAGGUGUUAAUGUUUGCCACAACGGGGAUUCUCCUUUUGACCGGUUACGAUAUUCUACCCAUUUUUUUUGACGACGUGCCCAUGCGUAUGACGGAUGAGCCAUGGGACGCACGCUGGUACGCUUGGGAGGAUCGAAACGACUUCCCGGGCAGUUACAAGCGAAGUGGGGAGGGGUUUAGGACAGCCACAAACUGGUUCAGUUCUAUUGAUAUCAUUUUCGAUGCUGGCACCGGAAGAAAUAUUUUCAACAGAGAUAUUUUAAAAAAAAUUCGAGAAAUUGAAGACGAAGUUACUCACGCUAAGGACUAUGAUAAGAUGUGCCAACUAGAUCCGUCGACAAACGAUUGUCUCCCUCCUGGAUCUGUUACUCAGUUCUUUGACGGAACAUUUGCAAGCAUUAAUCCUAUAUUCAACGAUACUAACUUCGAAAAUAUAAAUGCAGUAGCCAAUGAAGCAAAAACUAACAAUUUGACGAAAGAAAAGUUUGCAUAUUUUCUGGACAAAGACAACACACAUUCCAAUAACGUAGUCAAGACCUCGAUAACAAGAACAACUAUUUACUUCGGCCAGCCACAUGAAACAUACGAGGACACGCAGGAUACAAGAGUGGAUGAAUACUGCGGUGAGGUUAUGAAACCAAUAUUAGAAAAACACAUGGAAGAGAAUGGCCUCUUUACUAUGGUCUUCCGAUCGGUGCCCCUCUGGCAGUACGAUGUGAGAAAUCAAGCAUUUAAGGACAUGUAUUUAGCCGGGGCAAGCAUGGCUUUUAUAUUCUUCUUAAUCCUGUUUCACACAAGAUCGCUUUGGAUCGCUGGGUUUGCAAUGAUGAGCAUCUUUGGAAGCUUUGUGACCGGAAACUUGAUAUACAAUCUUAUCUACAGCUACAAGUAUUUGGGAUUCUUCCACGUCCUAGCUGUGUUUAUAAUUCUUGGCAUUGGUGCAGACAAUAUUUUUGUUUUCUACGACAUGUGGAGAGCUUCUGCUACAGAGCAAUACUUAAGUUUGGCCCACCGACUGUCCGAUGUGUACAAGCGUUCAGCCAUAAGUAUGUUCUUUACGUCGUUAACUACAACAGUUGCUUUCCUCUCCACAGCCAUCUUGCCACUGUUGGGAAUAAGGUCUUUUGGGUUGUUCGCUGGAACUGUUGUGGCAGUUAAUUACAUUUCGGUAAUAACUCAGUUCCCUAUUGUAAUACUUAUGUACCAUAAAUACUUUGAACAUACUAAAUGGCCAUGUUGUGUUCCGUGUGUGCAUUUGAAAAAGAAAUGUUGUCAGAAAGAAUCGGAACAUUAUGAAGAAGAUGGCAUCAGAGAAAACCGACUUAAAAACACAGAAGGCGACGAGGAUGUCUCCAAGAACGUCGAUCGUGGGAAAUUUAAUCCGGUUUUCAUUUCAAACGAUUAUCAGAGCUACCCAGGACAGUCUCGCUUUCCGAAUGAAAACCGACCUCGCUCAAUAUCGCCCUAUAUAGUGGAGCCUGGUCCCGAUUAUUCUUUCCCUAGGAUUAAUGGUGGCUCUCCUGAAUAUUCCAAUGGCGGUAUUAGGUCGGACAGAUAUAAUGACAAUCGUCAACCCAUCCAUAUUCAAUAUACAAGAAAUAAUCAGGAAGGAAAUCUCCCACGGAAUGGAGGGCCAUAUGACUAUGAAGUAACACCGUUUCCACACAAAGGCUAUGAAAAGCGCAGCCAUGAUGAUACGUUUUUCUACGAUGGUAAGAAAGAAACGGGUCGUUUGCAAGGGAGUCCUGCUCGACAUUAUAAAAUUGAUGCACCGAAUGAUAGGUAUCAGAAUGGAGGUAUGGACUCUGGAAAACAUUGGAAUCCAGUGAAGCAAGCUGUUCAAUCUUCGAGUAAAGAACUACAGGGGCGCAAAAAGAAGUCCAUAUCAGUGCAGUUCUUUACGAAUUACUACUUCCGGUUCGUGACCCAUCGGGUCAUUCGCUGGGUAAUUCCGCUCGUUUUGUUCGGCGUUCUUGCAUUCUUCAUCUACGAAGCUUCAACUUUGAAAGCUGCUGGAGAAAUCUUCAAAGUUCUUCCGGAUGACCAUCAUUUUGUGAAGGCAGCAGUUUACAAGAAGGAGAGUUUUGUUAGCAACAGCAAAGCGGAAAUUGUUUCGGUCAACUUGAUGUUUGGAUCGUUGGAGAAUGACCUCAGCGUGUGCGACUUUACGACCCCUAUCUGCCGAGGGAAUCAAGGACACGAUCCAAGGUUCAACCCCAGCACCAUGGAAGCUCAACUUGUUAUUAAGAAUUUAUGCACCACAUUGAAGACCCUGCCGGAAAAAGACGCAGAGGACUUGGCCAUUCUUAAAAAUCAAUUUACAGGCCAGUACGAAGUCAAAUGUUUUAUGGACAAUUUUGAAGUAUUUUUAGAAAAUGAAGCUUCGACAACAGGCGAAAAUCUGACUUUGCCUAUUACAAACGCAAAAAUGGUGGCCUUUAUGAACACCAGACCCAAGUUCUACAACCUCACAGCUUUUGAUGUGAACACGUUUAAUGAUACAUUACAGGUACCAUUGUCUUACUGGCUUUUCAAUAGAUACGACGGGUCGUUUUCGGAUGAUUUUAAAACCUACGAUUCCAUGAUCGGGGAGGAAAAGGUCAAUAGUAGCCUGCCCGUCAGCUCCUCCUCAAAUGCCUACUACGGCAACAACAUCAUGCAUAUGACAAUCCAGGUUGACACAUCACUCCGGUUUGGGACUUUAAACCCAAGCGAAGGAAUUCCAGUCAGAGACAAGUGGGAGGAAUUUAUGGGCAAAGAGUUGAAGAAAAUGCCCGCAGAGUUACAGAGCGGAUUCCAGAUGUCUUCACACCAGGCCUGGGUCUGGAUUACAAGGCAACAGAGAAUGAUAAUGAACGCUAUGUACGGCAUCAUUAUCGGUGUGUGCCUAGCGUUCCCCAUAUUGGUCAUAGCGACCGGAAACAUCAUCACCGGCCUGCUUGCCACGUUCUGCAUGUGCUGCUGUACUGCUUGUGUCGUCGGCGUCAUUCCGUUGGGCGGUUGGAACCUCGGGUUGGUUGAAUCCAUCAACAUGUGCAUGAUCGUAGGCCUUGCGGUUGAUUACGUUGUCCAUCUGGCGGAGGGAUACACCCACUCUAUGCACCGCGACCGCCUAUCUCGGGUCCGCGACAUGCUCGAGGAAAUGGCCGUGCCCGUAUUCUUCGGCGCCAUUACCACCCUCGGGGCCGCCGCCUUCAUGUUCCUGACUAAGCUCACAUUCUUUAUGCAGUUCGGAGUCUUCCUGUUUUCAACCAUUGGGUUCUCAUUAGUGUACUCCAUGGGGCUGUUUGUGACCCUUAUGGGCAUUGUUGGGCCCGAAAAUGACACCGGGGACCUUUACGCGUUGUUCAGGCGGUGUUGCAGACGGCGAAAAUAGCUCAAAUGACAGAAUAUUUGGGAACGAAACUGCCUGUUGAUAACAUAUAUAUAUACAUUUACAAUUUGUGGAGUCUCAUUUUAAGAUAUGUAAAGUUGAUUUUUAACCAGUGCAUCUGCUUACCAGUGUAUUGUUGCAAAAUUGGCAUAUAUGUAUGUGUUGUUUGUAUCUGUAAAAGAAAUGCUUUUUACCGAUAUAUUUUAACAAAUACAUAGUUUUACAUUUUACUAUGUAUAAAUGUAAUAAACAGGCCCCAAUUUCUCGACUUCAGGCUUAUGUAGCUUAUUUCAAUUACUCAAAAUACAUACUUGAAUUGAAUUUUGAUAAAUAACUUAAUCCUGUUAUAAGGGACUUAAAAAGUUUCGAGAAAUAGAGGCCUGGAUAACAUUGAGGCUUUUGUGAGUUUAUGUCUUGACGCAAAGAGUUCAAUAAACGCAGCAAAUGCAUCGCAA
Messenger RNA from Mya arenaria, 4383 nucleotides. RefSeq lists its product as uncharacterized. The record is from RefSeq and is a predicted model, not a curated record. Lineage: Eukaryota; Metazoa; Mollusca; Bivalvia; Myida; Myidae. Gene Ontology annotation, cellular component: membrane. The coding region runs from base 398 to 3931 and encodes 1177 amino acids. The transcript is spliced from 10 exons.